Molecule: messenger RNA, 1103 nt
Organism: Seriola dumerili (greater amberjack)
Lineage: Eukaryota; Metazoa; Chordata; Actinopteri; Carangiformes; Carangidae
Product: arfaptin-1-like
Exons: 6
Coding region: 1-837 (278 amino acids)
Biological process (GO): regulation of Arp2/3 complex-mediated actin nucleation; intracellular protein transport
Cellular component (GO): trans-Golgi network membrane
Molecular function (GO): protein domain specific binding; phospholipid binding
Source: RefSeq, a predicted model, not a curated record
AUGGGAUUUUAUUUUAAUGUUCCGGUGAAACCAGGGGGUGGACCUGUGGUCGUUCAAGGCAACGGCAAGAACACGGCCAGCGAGAAGCUGCAGAGAGUCCGCAAGUGGAGCAUCACUGCGUAUAAAUGUACCAGGCAGGCUCUGUCAGAGAAGCUCGGCCGUGGAUCUCGGACGGUGGACCUGGAGCUGGAGCCUCGGCUCGAGCUGCUCAAAGACGACCGACAGCGCUACGAUCACAUGACCAAGCUGGCUCAGACGCUGGCCAAUCAGCUCGCUCAGUUCACAGUGACACAGAAGACCCUGGGGGACGCCUUCACCGAGCUCAGCCUCAAAACGCCGACGCUGCAUGUGGAGUUCGGUGUGAACGCGGAGGCUCAGAAGUUUCUGUCUAAGAGCGGCGAGACUCUGACGGCGGCCAUUAAUUCCUUCACGUCCGACAUGAACACUCUGGUCAACAAAACCAUCGAGGACACCAUGAUCAACGCCAAGCAGUACGAGGCUGCCAGGAUUGAGUAUGACGCGUACCGGGUCGACCUGGAGGAGCUGAACCUGGGGCCCCGGGACACCGUCACCCUGCCCAAACUGGAGCAGGCCCAGAAGGACUUCCAGAGCCAGAGGGAGAGGUACCAGAUGAUCAGAGACGACCUGUCCGUCAAAGUCAAGCUGCUGGAGGAGAACAAGGUCAAAGUCCUUCAUAACCAGCUGUGGCUGUUCCACGGCGCCGUAGCAGCUCACAGUUUAUCAUGUCACCAUUUCCUCGAGCAGAACAUACGGCAGGUCGGCGAACACCUCAGCGACCCCAGCAUGGACGCCCCCUCCUGGCUGGAGGAAAGUUGACCCAACAAAACGACAACAAAAACUCACCGUGCGGCAGGUUGACAGACGUGGGUUCGGAGGGGGUUUCAGGAUCAGCGGACACUAUAGUGGGACAAAUUUUGGGAGACGCUUGAUUUGGGAAUUGUGGACUAUAAAUGUUCAAAGGUAGUUUAUUUAUACCAAAGUGGAACUUGGGUACUUGAGAGUUCGCCAUAGAGUGGGGUGUUAGAUACCAGGAAGUUGAGUGGGUUUCCUGAGUGCUGGGGUGAUCAGGCAGAUCUGAAACU